Branchiostoma floridae (Florida lancelet) is the source of this 2630-nucleotide messenger RNA. RefSeq names its product OTU domain-containing protein 3-like. The transcript has 9 exons. Gene Ontology annotation, biological process: protein deubiquitination. Lineage: Eukaryota; Metazoa; Chordata; Leptocardii; Amphioxiformes; Branchiostomatidae. The coding region runs from base 231 to 1496 and encodes 421 amino acids. Gene Ontology annotation, molecular function: cysteine-type deubiquitinase activity. The record is from RefSeq and is a predicted model, not a curated record.
CCGGUACGUUGACCUUUAACCCGGCUUAUUUCCCCGGAAACAGAUGUUCUGUUGUAGAUUUGCUGUCUAGUAACCUGAAAAUAUCUCAUUUUCGUCGAUUUUAGACUCCUUUCCUCGUUUUUUAGGGAUUCAAAAUAUUUCUAUGUACACCUGGAAGGACCGACAGAGAAGGAAACAUUUGACGUGGUGAGUUUGCAUCGAAAAGUGGCGCUGUCUUAGAUUUUCCAGUCAUGUCACGGAGGAACAAUAAGCCAACCAAGGGCCAUCCCUCCAAGCACGAGCAGGAACGGAAGAGAGACGAGCGAGCGACGAAGGCAGCGUAUCGGCGGGAGAGGAAGGCGAAGUCGUACCUUGAAGACGAUGAGAAUUUCGCGGGGUUUGCCAAUCAGCUGGCUGUGAUGGGACUAAAGAUACGGGACAUCCCUGGAGAUGGGAACUGUUUGUUCCGAGCAUUAAACGAUCAGCUGGAGGGUCACAGUAACAACCACCUGCAGCACAGGAGAGAAGUGGUGGAGUACAUCAUACAGCACAGGCAGGACUUUGAACCUUUUGUAGAGGAUGACGUCCCAUUCGACAGACAUGUUUCAGAGUUAAGAAAACAUGGCACUUAUGCUGGAAAUGAUGCCAUUGUUGCUUUUGCCAGACUCCAUGGUGUCAAUGUAGUCAUCCACCAGUUAAACAAGCCCCUGUUCCAUGUUAAGGGAAGUGACCGAAGGGAUGCCCCGGAGCUGCAUAUAUCAUACCACAACGGUGACCACUACUGUAGCGUUAGGAGAAUAGCGGAUAAUUCCGACAGACCAGCAAAUGUCAAAAUUGCACCAGGGGCAGGAGAAGAAAGGGGAAGGCACAAACAGAACGAUCUGCAGACCAACAGGCAUAACUACCACACGGACUAUCCCAUUAUCAGUGAUUACGGGGGUGAUUUCACAGCUGAGGAACUGUCCUACCUGAGUGAAGACAGAACAGACAUGGAGGAGUUUGUUAUGAACAGCACAGGCUGUCAGGACUUGCGGCUGAUUCGUGAAACUCUAGAAGACCAUCAUUACGACUUGGAGAGCACAGUAGACUUCAUCACACAGAUCAUGUUCCUCAACAUAGGUGAAAAUGCUCCUGAUAUGCCAAAGAAGAUCGCUAGGAGUCCUUCCUCAGACUAUAACAUCAACCAGAGGACAGCAAAUUCCCACCUCUGGUCGGAGGAUGGUACAGCAAACAGGGUCUUUGGUGGUACCGGGACUGUCAGAAGUACCAGCAGUCACUCCAGCAGUGGUGGAAGCGACAGUAGUAGGGGGGCAGGGGGAGGGGCGAGGGCUAAGGUACACACACAACAGAAACAAGCUCAAACCAAGCUACGGAGGGGCCAGGCGAGAUUGGAGAAGAAAAAACGGCAAGAAGAGAGACACAGGCAGAGAGUGGUCGGUAACAAACAGCAGGAAGAACAAAAUGAUGAUGAUGCCAAGACAGUUCUUGUUAAAGACAUGAGCUUACUCAGCAUAUAAUAAAGCCAUCCAGAAACAAUGUACUGUAGGUGUAAUAGGACUGGUGUUUGGGUGACCUCUACAUCUGCUUUGUAUGCUGCAAAGGAACAGUUCCAUGUAAGUCUGCAAGUACUUAAGAUUUCAAAAUAUAUUUUCAUUGUCUGCUGGACGUCCUAGAUGACAAGGCCAUGGUACUAACAGCACGGGUAAACUCUCUCCUUAGACCCUGUGAGAAUUUGGUCAUGUGCCACCGACUGUGCCCACUCUCGGACUUGCCUCAGCUUAUCUCUAGAUGGUAACAUCGUGCAGUUUUCACCAGUAUCUUUAUGAGAAAUUAAACGACACUUUGACAUAAAUUGCUUCCGCGUACUACUUUGGAAAUUUAAUCUAUGUUGUCGUAAAUUGCAUAAGAGCAAAUUCUCACAGGAAUCUGCCCGUGAACAGCUAUGUGCCGCCCUUACAAACUAAGUAUAGCCAUGUUGCAAGGAGUGUUUACAGUACUUUGAACAAUACACAUGACAGCUUUUUCAUAUUUUAUGACUUCUCACAUUAAUGACGUCAACACUGAUCGAUUUCAUGUAAAUAUUCAACUUUUGUGCAUCCAUUUUGUCUUUAAAAAAAUAAUACUCUUCUGUCAUGCAUGUCUGGUAAAAAGGUAACAAAAUUACAAAUGUAAAAACUUCUCACGUUAGUUUGAAAGUUACAUCUGUGCGAGUAUCUACUUUCACUUUAAGAAUGUUGGCAUGACAAUCAUUAAUGUGGAUAAAAAUGUAUCAUAUUGAGAAGGAUUUUCUAUUCCAACAGUUGUCAUAUUUAUUGUUAUUUGAUAAGGACUACGAAUGGUGGGUGCCUGUAUAGGUUCACAUCUUUGGUGAGUGUAAGAUCGUUAGCUACAUGUACAUGUGAACACUGUCAUGAGUUGCUUUUUUUAUCACUGCAUGUAAUAUAACAUGUGCAUGAAAAAUGAAGUUAGAUGCUGUCUGCUAAAUGCAUGGAUAAUCUGUUUUAUCUCCAAGCAGAUUUACCAAUGGCAUACGGCAGUAUCAAAAGGGCCAAGGCAGGCUUGUUUAAAACUAGCCACUUUUUGGACACUGCUUUGGCACUUGUCAUACUAAUAACGCCUCUGGUAAAUCUCCUUGGAGAUUAGUUUUGUUG